Molecule: messenger RNA, 497 nt
Organism: Staurois parvus
Lineage: Eukaryota; Metazoa; Chordata; Amphibia; Anura; Ranidae
Source: the annotation of a GenBank genome assembly
GCGGGCAUCGGGUCACCAGGCAUCAGGUCAUUUGGCUCGACAGCGGGGGCACCGCGUCAUCUGGCAAGGCAGUGGGCUCCGAGUCAACUGGUAUGACCGCGGGCACUGGGUCAGACAUUGGAUCGUCUGACCGGACAGCGGGCAUCGGGUCACCAGGCAUCAAGUCAUUUGGCUCGACAGCGAGCACCGCGUCAUCUGGCAAGGCAGUGGGCUCCGAGUCAACUGGUAUGACCGCGGGCACAGGGUCAGACAUUGAAUCGUCUGGCUGGACAGCGGGCAUCGGGUCACCAGGCAUCAGGUCAUUUGGCUCGACAGCGGGCACCGCGUCAUCUGGCAAGGCAGUGGUCUCCGAGUCAACAGGCACGACAGUGGGCACCGGGUCAUCAGGUACCGGAUUGUCUGGCUCGACAGCGGGCAUCGGGUCAUCAGGCAUCAGGUCAUUUGGCUUGCCAGCGGGGCACCGCGUCAUCUGGCAAGGCAGUGGGCACCGAGUCACC